Cryptomeria japonica (Japanese cedar) is the source of this 4062-nucleotide messenger RNA. RefSeq lists its product as uncharacterized. The transcript has 10 exons. Gene Ontology annotation, cellular component: nucleolus; small-subunit processome. Lineage: Eukaryota; Viridiplantae; Streptophyta; Pinopsida; Cupressales; Cupressaceae. Gene Ontology annotation, biological process: rRNA processing. Bases 326 to 3649 code for a protein of 1107 amino acids. The record is from RefSeq and is a predicted model, not a curated record.
GUUUUGCAUCGUAUUAAAAAACCCACUAAAACCCUACUUCAAAUUUGAGUUAAAAAAACCACGAGAGGUUGUCUAGAGGAGUGAAAAAACGAAAACCAAACUACACCAUGCUUCAAAUCUGGUUCAAAAGCAAAACCCUGAAUUCCAAAUGCAGAUCCAACGGGCAAAGUUCAUAUCUUAUAAUUGCAGCAGAUCUUUCCUUAGUUGAUACGAGUGAUUGAUUUGCUGGGAUGGGAUUUUUUCUGAGUACCCACUUGAUAAAUAGCAAGUUAAUGUAGUGUUUGGUAUAUGAAAUUGCACAGAUUAGGGUUACUCGUCUUCAACCAUGGCUAGAAUCGUUGAAAGACGAACUCAACCUAUUAAAGGCAAAAAAUUGGCGAAGAAAUCUCCCAUUCAUUUGCCUCGUCCUCCGCCCAAGGUGAACAAAAAUAAGAAGAACAAGAGCGGGGGUUCCAAAAAGAGCAGGGUUCCUCGCCUGCCUUUUUCUCUUAAAAAAGAGAUAGACAUUUUUCAUCCCAUAAGCAAUGAUGAAGAAGAUCAGAAUGAUGGAGACAGACUUGAUGGAGAUGAGUAUGAGUAUGAGGAGGAUUCAGCGCAAGAAGAUACCAAAAAAAAUAAAAGAUAUGAUCAAGUAGAUAAUCUUGAGUAUGAGUUGCCCUCAGAUUUUGAGGAUGAGGAAAUCGAUGAAGAUACUGUAUUUGGUCGUGAAGAUCUUGAUCAUUCAGAAGAUGAUCUUGAUGCAAAAGGGAUGAUAAAAGUGGAUCAGAAGGGAAAACAGACAUCGCGUGUGGUUUUCAAUAGUGAUGAGGAAGAUGGAAUGAGUGAAUCUGAGGAACUAAGUGGAGAAGGCAAACUUGGGCUUGAGAGUGAUGAAGAAGAUAAUGAGCAGGAUCAAGUGGUUGCUAGAAGGAAACAGCAGGGAAUUUUAUCAGACGAAGAAGAAGAAGAAAAUGAAGAGGAAGAAGAAGAAGGGCAAGGAGAAGAAGAUGAUGAUGAGAAGCAUCAGAAAAUGCUCCAAGAUGUUACAGGAAGGGCUUUGGAUGCCUUUGAAGGUAUGAAAAGGAAGAAAAAAGUUGUUAUUUCUGAGGCGUAUCCAGAAUCUGAAUAUAACCUGGACCUAAAAGCAUCUCGUCUGACUGAAAGUCUGAGUGUUCAGGACCUGAUGGCCCCUCUUUAUGGGAAUUCAGGCUUUGGAUCACUUAGAAGGAGGAUGCAUCAACUAGAAAAAAAUGCUAUUCCCGUACAGGCACCAUUACCUAAGGUUGUACAGGCAAGAUUGGAAAGAAAAGCAGCUUAUGCAAAUGCAAAAGAAGAAAUUAAGAAGUGGCAGCCACUUGUAAAAAGGAAUAGAGAGGCAUCAAUCGUCAACCUUGCUAAGAAGGUAGAUGUAGGGAAAAGUGGCACAGGGGCUAUAGCUUUUGCUUUCAAGCCAACAACAGAUUUGGAAAAAGAUAUUGCCUCGUUGCUACAGGAUGCAGGUGUGGUUGAAGCUCAGACAAAAGAUGGAGCUGAAUUGCUUGAAUUAAAUAAGGUUACUCUUGAAGAAGUACGGGAACGACAGGGCCGACUUGCAAAAAUGCGGAGCCUUAUGUUUCGCCAUGAGUUGAAAGCAAAACACAUUAAAAAAAUAAAGUCUAAGACAUAUCACCGCCUGUUAAAGAAGGAAAGACGAAAAGCUGGAUUAGGAGACACAUCUAAUGAUCCUGAAGCUGCAAAGGAAUAUGCUAUGAAGCAGGAAUUCAAGCGUGCUGAGGAACGCAUGACGUUGAGGCACAAAAAUACAUCAAAGUGGGCAAAGAGAGCAGUAAAGCGUGGACUACAGAUACAAGAUGAGGGGACUAAAGCUGCCUUAGCUGAGCAACUACGUAUGAACACUCUUUUGACAAGGAAAAUUCAUUCUAUGAAUGAUGAUAGUAGCAGUGAUGAGAGCAGCAGUGAAGAUGACUACAAUGCAGAAAUUCUUCCUGGCUCAGAUGGUAAAUUGAAAUCCCAUAUUAUAGCAAGGGCCAAAGAGGAUACAUUGAAGGUCUUGGAAGGUGAAGAGGAAGACAUUCCAAAAUCAGGGAUUCUUUCUCUACCUUUUAUGGUGCGAGGAAUGGAAAAAAGAAAGAAACAAGCUCAUGAUGAAGCAGUUACUGCUCUAGAGGAAUAUGAAUCUGCCUUGAGAGCUGAGAACACUGAUGCUGGCAAUGGAGAAGUUAAUGAUUCUCAAAAGGGGAGACUUGUAUUUGGGGACUUGACUAGACAGAAUAGCAACAAGAAAAAUCCUAAAGAAUCAAAAAUUGAAAUUGAAGAUAUGCUAGUGGAUAAAGGUGAUGGAAGUGAAGAUGAUUCUGAGAACGACAUGGUACAAGAUUCAAUGCACAACCACAAUAACACUAGCUUCACAAAUCAAGUGGAAACUGACCAUAAGUUAUUACCCGAGGGACUCAACUUAGAUUUCUAUGGUCUACAUGGAAUGGAAGGUUCAGUGGCUCCAACAAUGACAAAAACAGCAGGACCUGUUUAUGUUGGCAGUUCCAAUAAGCAAGAUGUAUGUGUAAACAAAAAUGUUUUGUUUGAUUCUCAUUCUAACAAAUUGAAUAGAGAAUCUACAGAAAAAAUGUUUAUUUCCAAGGCAAAGAAAAGUACACAAUCAGAAGUUCCAAACAGUAACAAAUGGCUCUUUGGUGAGUGUGGAGCUAAAAUGAGUGAAAAACUGCCAGCUGAAAUAGAUGUGGGAGCAGCAAAAAAUCACAAGAAGCAACAAAGAAAAAGCAAACAAGAAAAUGAAGGUAAAAUUGUACCCAAUGUGCAAGAGAGGAAUGGGACGAUCAGUCAUGCAGUUUCAAUUGCAGGUGGUGCAAAGGUGAAUUUUGGUAAGAUUAGUAAAAUAAAUGUCAAAGAAAUUUCAGAUCCAGGAAUUUCCAGUAAUGAAAUCUCUAGUAAUCAUCGACAGAGUCCUGAUAAAAUUGAUUCUAGCUGUGGUAGUGAAGAGGAACCAGAAAGAAAAGCAAUGCCCGAGGGAAUGGUUCCUAUUGAUGGUGUUGGAUCACAAGCAGAUCUUAUUCAGCGUGCCUUUGCAGCAGAUGAUGUAGAAGCAGAAUUUGAACAGGCAAAGGCUGAGGCAGUGAAUGAAGAGGUUCCAACGUCUGAAAUUGUUGAUUCUCUCCCUGGCUGGGGUCAGUGGACUCACAUUCAGCAGAAAAAAGGGUUGCCAUCUUGGAUCUUGCAGCAACAAGAAGAAGAGAAAAGGAAAAGGGAAGAGGCAUUGAGAAAAAGGAAGGAUGCAAAACUCAAAUUUGUUGUCAUUUCUGAGAAAUUGGACAAAAAGGCAGCAAAAUACAGUGCCCCAUCGCUUCCUUUUCCCUAUCAGUCCAAAGAAGUUUUUGAACGGAGCAUGCGGAUGCCUAUAGGUCCAGAGUUCAACACUAUCCAUGCCUUCCAAAAUAUGAUACGACCUACAGUUAUUAAGAAAGCUGGAGUAGUUAUUGAUCCUAUUAAAUAUGAAAAAGAGCAGCAGCCAAAAGAUGAAAUUCUUCAUUCUGCUAUGAGUUCAAGAAAGCGAAAAAGUUCUAAUAAGAGUACUGAUCAAAAUUCUAACAAAAAUAAAAAAGGGUUUAGUAAGGAUCAACAUCAAACUUCAAAGAAGUUGCCAAACAGGUUUUAGUAAGGAUCAAGAUUAUGCUCUUAAAAAUGUGAUAUCAAUAUGGCACCAAAAAAUGUGGCACAAAUUUUACGUUCUUAUAAGGUGAGUUUUAAAACUAAUGGACAAAGGGAAUACACAGUCAUCAUUCUAUCCAUAACUGCUUUUGUUUGAGGCUAAACUGAAAUUCUAUAUAGGAACACCAAACUGGAAGGGAUCAUAUCCUUUGUUCUAUCCUCUUGUGGUCAUGGUCUUAUUGUAGCUUGCAUUCUCAAGUUUUACAGCUGUUGUUGGUAAUUUAAAAUUCUAAGUGUGGCAACGAUCUAUCUUUUUAGGACACUUCAAUAUAUGCCAAGAACAGAGCAAGGUCUGACAGGUGAAAUAUUAUUUGUUAAACUGAAUUGCUAAUAUAUGAAUGCUAUUUUCUUGAAUGGAAA